CGACCAGGCACGACCUCUUUGAAGCGCUGUAUUUACUCGGAUCACUGCAACCUGCACUGUCCCUCGAUGCCCUCUCGCGCAAAGCGACGCUGCAACGCGCCCGACGACCUGCUGUCGCCUCUCUCCGUGAAUGCCCUGCUUUGUCACCCAUCAGGCUGUCAACAGGCAUUCUCAGGCAACCACUUUAACUCCGCAUAUCUCCACCAGACGCGCUCGGCGCGUCAAGAGAGGCUGCACACACACUGUCCACUCGCCGGCCCACGACAUAUGGUGUGCAAGACGACAUCAUCCAUGAGCAUCACCAGAGCUCGAAUCGGCCCAGUCCCGACGCCGGAUCAACCAUGUAGCCAGCACCUCUUUCUAGCUCCCUGACCCGAGUUUCUAUUUGCCCCAAUAGUGCCGAGCAGCCAUGGACACUGCCGCUAGCGACAUGGCAAGCGUGCAGCAACAACCAAAGCACGAGGGCGGCAAGGGCCAGCUGCCCCUCUCCGACGACGAGCAGCGCAUCCUCGAGCUGUACCACCAGCUGCGCCAGCUCGAGCAGGAGCUUGCCCUCACGCGGGCUCUGCACGAGUACGAACCGUCACCGUCCGCCCGAAACCCUGCCACAGCGGACGACAUCGAGGCUGCGCAGCAAGCCCUGGCCGACUCGCGCGCCCGCUAUGUCCUGCGUAACCAGAUCGUGGACAGCGUGCUGUCGGUCAACCCGGUCCUCCAGGCCGUCCACCAUGGCGUCAACGCGUCCCCCAUAGAGAGAGAUCUAGCCCCGGUUCUCACAGCACGAGACAAAACCUCCACAGCCUUCGCCAAGCAGUCAACCACCCUUCGCGAGAUCCUUGACUCUGCGACCGCAGUGGAGAUCCAGUUUGCCACCGUCUCGCGCGAGAACGUGACCCUGGCCGCACAGGUCCUCGAGCUCGCGGCCGAGGCGGCCAAGAACAAGUCCCAGCCAGUCACGGACCCGGCCCAGGCCGCCGAGAUUGCGGAGCUCGAGGUCCGGAUGAAAGCCAGCAGGCAGCGGUUCCGCGUCGCCAAGGGCACGGCGAGUGCGAUCGUGGCGGGCAGCGGCGUGGACUGGGCGAGGGAUCCGGAGUUGAGGAGCAUCGUUCUUGAUGCCGAGGAGGAUGAUUGAAAAGAGUCAGGGAGGAAGGCACACGCAGCUCAGAGAUAGAAUGGCGGUCCCUUAUUGUCCACCAGCCACGAUCCGCCUGAAUACACAGAGCUCCUGAAGUGAGACCAAUGUCAUCACCCCACGUGGCCUCGUGGCAGCCAUGCCAAUCUUCA
Messenger RNA from Microdochium trichocladiopsis, 1284 nucleotides. Its product is annotated as centromere protein H (CENP-H)-domain-containing protein. NCBI's taxonomy places the organism in Eukaryota, Fungi, Ascomycota, Sordariomycetes, Xylariales, Microdochiaceae. The transcript is spliced from 3 exons. The coding region runs from base 410 to 1132 and encodes 240 amino acids. Gene Ontology annotation, cellular component: kinetochore. Gene Ontology annotation, biological process: kinetochore assembly. The record is from RefSeq and is a predicted model, not a curated record.